UGUGGUAGGGGAUGAAGAGGCGGAAGCGGGCGUUGAUGUGGCUGUGGACGCCCCUCUUAUUGCUCGCGGCGUUGUUGAGGCGAACCGCGGCAUGGCGAGAAGGUCCACAGCGCCACCAGCCAGUGCACUUGUCAGGCAGCCUCCACUCUCUCUCUGCUGCAGAUCAUGGCCAGAGAUCCGACGGCAGCUAUGGGCCAGAAGUGAGCCUAUCCCACCGCCAUGCGUCACACCAUUCCUACAGGGGACAAGAACAGACCUCUGAUGGGCAGAACCCAACACAGCAAACACAGCAAGCACAGCCAGUGCAGCAGCAGCCAGUCUAUGGCCCAUAUGCCGCGCAGCCCCCCUUGCAGCCCUUCCAGCAGCCAGGGCCCCCUGCCUAUCCGCCACCACCAUACGUGUACAGCUACCCCAUCCCGGCGCCAGGCUACGCCCCUCAGCAACCCAUGCAGCUACAACCACAGCCCCAGCAGCAGCAGCCGCCACAGCAGUAUGUCACACAACCCCAGCCGCAGCAGCCCAUCCUUCCCACAGCAACUUCUCCUGACUUCGCGCCUGAUCUCGCCAGCGGCGCCCGCAGCCCUGGGGCGGCGCCCAUGAAGCAGCCCCACGCUGGCGGUGCUGGUGGUGCUGGGGGUGGUGGCGGUGUUGGUGGUGGGGUGGUUCCGUCUGCUGCUCAGUUGGGCAAGGCGGCAGAUAGGAUGGAGAGGAGUAUGGAGAAGGUGACAGAGGAGGUCCGGAAGCUGCAGCUGCAAGCAAGGGCGGGCGACAGGGUCUUCGCCAACAAAUUCAAACAAGUAUGGAUGUAUGUAAAGGAAUAAUGAAUGAAUGAAUGAAUGAGCCCAGUGGAUGUGCGUGUAUGUGUGCAGCUUGAGGUAGAGGUUCGUGGGAUGAAGACCGACGUCAAGCAGUCCCGUGCCAGGUAGGUGGGUAGGUAGGUAGCUGUGUUGCAAAUGCAUACAGACACGAGCCCGGCGAAUGGUUGUGGAUGGAUCGGGGUCUUUGUGUUGUGUGUGCUGGGCUGGCUGCACUGCACUGCACCAGGUACAAGGGUGCGGCGUAUCUGUGCGGUCAGUUCACGACCUGCAGCGAGUGCGUGCAGUCCACUCUGUGCGGCUGGUGCCCCGCACAGCACAGGUGCUUCCCAGGCAACAGAUACGGCGCAUUCGACAUCGAGGACCAGCCCACGGCAGAUGGCGUCCGGCCGGCAGUCUUCUCCUGCCAGAGGUUCUUCUUCAGCUACUGCACUGACGCGGGGCUCUCAUGCUCACAAUACGACACUUGCACCGUACACACACACAGACAGAGGGAGAGAGAGAGAGAGAGAGAGGGGCUGGGGGCCAUGUGGUGAGGGUGUCUCUCUCUCUGUGUGUGUGUGUGUGUGCUUCGUUUCGUCCCUCCAUUCCCUCAUCGGUUCAGUCGUGCACCCGUGACCCGAGUUGCGGCUGGUGUGCGCACGACUCGUAUUGCCUGGAGGGCAAUGAGGAGGGUCCGACGGAGGUCGACUGCCCCCGUACUGACCACAAGUCCACGUGGAUGCAUAAAUUCUUAGACGAGCCAAAGGCCUGCGACCCCAUGUCAGUGACCAACGGCUAGAGAGAAAACGCAUCGCAUGCCGUCUGCCCUGCUUGCCUAUGGGGUGUGUAUGUCUUUUCGGGGUGUGUGUGUGUAUGUCAGUGCGAUGCGCAAGUUGACGGUGUACAAGACGACAGCUAACGGGGGCCACAGCUCAAUAGAGGAGGAGAUAGGCGACCUCGAACGACAGGUAGACAGAUAGGUACACACCACGCCCCGCCAUGUAUGUGUAGUGUCUCUGCCUGCCUGCCUGACUUUGUGUGUCCAUGCAGCUUCAGGCGGCCGCCAAUCACUACUACGAGGCCCGGCAGCUGGAGCAAGCGGCAGAGGCUCAGGCCAGCAACAAGGGCAUAGACACGACAACCACACCGCAGACACGGCAGCAGCAACAACAACAGCAACAACAGCAGCAGCAACAGCAGCAUCCUGCUGUCCAGGGCGGCACGUCCAACAACAUCAUAGUCAUCCCCGUCCCCGCCGCAUCCGCCCCUGCUGGCGGCUACCCCAUACAACCCGCACCAAUGCCCAUACCCAUGCAGCAGCAGCAGCAGCAGAUGCAGCCAAUGCCCAUGCAGCAGCCGGGGCAGCAGCCGGUGCCUGCACCGGGCGGAGGCAACCAGACGAACCAGACAACUAAUGCCACAAAUGCCACACAGCCACAGCCACAGCCACAACCACAACCGAUGCCGGUGCAGCCUGGCGUGCCACCCGCGCCUGUGGGUGUGCCGGCGACGGUGAGCCCCUACGGCUAUGGCUAUGGGUAUGGGUAUGGUGCCCCGAACAACAUUCCAUACAUGACCACGCCGGCCAUGACAGGGGCAGGGGCAGGGGCAGGGGCAGGGGGCCAGCUUAUGACCACGGGCACAUUACCAGCGGGUGGUAGCACUACCUCUCCGGCGCCCACGGCGCUGGCCGACAAUUCGACUCAGCACAACAAAACUAGGGGGUGGUUUGGGUGGAUUACGGGCAGAUCGCAUGCUGCGUGACUGAAGAAUGUUUGUGUGAGUGGCGGGUGGGCUCGUGCCACGAAGGUGACUUUCCAUGUGCGGGUACGGGUGGUGGUGAUGAUGUAAAUCGCCGAUAUGUGGCCACACGGACAGAUAGACACUGUGUCUCGGUCAAUUAAGG
Messenger RNA from Vitrella brassicaformis, 2703 nucleotides. Lineage: Eukaryota; Vitrellaceae. The record is from the annotation of a GenBank genome assembly.